AUGAUCUCCAAAACAGAGUCGGCAACGUGGCAGCCUCUAUCUAUCGCCGUAGUUGGUGGUGGUAUUGGUGGUCUUGCAGCUGGUAUCUCUCUGCGCCGUGCUGGACAUGCAGUCACUAUAUACGAGCGUGCAGACUACGCUGGUGAAGUUGGAGCUUCUAUAUCAUGCGCCGCAAACGGUACCCGAUGGCUUCAUGAAUGGGGCGUGAACGUCGAGAUGGGUGACCCCGUCAUAUUGCGCAAACUGAUUAAUAGAGACUGGGAAACGGGUGAGGCAACGAAUGUUUAUGAUCUGGCGGAUUACGAGGAGAAAUGGGGACACGUUUAUAAUAUGUUCCAUCGACAGUACAUGCAUGCCAUGCUGAUGGACAGCGCCCUUGGAGAGGCAGGUGAAGGAACGCCGGUGAAGCUGGUGGUCAACCACAAAUGUGUCAAUAUCGACAGUGAAUCCGGCCUCAUAACUUUUGAGAACGGCAACACCGCUCAACAUGACGUUGUCAUUGGCGCUGAUGGAAUUGGAUCUGUCGUUCGAGGCUUGAUAGACAUUCAUCAAGAAAAGAAGCCUUCAUCCUCUAGCUGUCUACACACCAACGUCACAACAGAGGAAGCCGUGGCCCUCGGUCUCAUCGACUAUUCUAAGAAUAGUGCUAUCGAAUACUGGGGAGGCCACGGUACCCCCAACAAGAUCGUCCUGUCUCCUUGCAACGGCGGUAAACUACUUUCUUACUACUGCUUCUUCCCUAGAGAGAAGGGCGAUUAUGCCACCCAAAAAUGGGACGAAGAGGCCACUGUAGAAGAACUAUUGGCCCCAUACCCAGAUCUCGACCGCAAUGUCUUCAAGCAUUUGAGCAUUGGCAAGGAUAUUCGACCAUGGAGAUUGUGGGUUCAUCAGCCCUAUGAGUGGUGGCAAAAGGGUGUGGUUUGCCUGAUGGGAGAUGCUGCACAUCCGAUGAUGCCAGAUCAAAGCCAAGGAGCCUGCAUGGCUAUCGAAGAUGCAGCUUGUCUCGGUCUAGUUUUUAGUAAGGAGCAUUUCCGUGGCGACAUCCGUAAAGCACUUGAGGUAUACGAAGAGAUUCGCAAACCUAGAGCUACACGGGUCCAGGUAGCCUCGCAAAGAGCCAGAGAGAAUAUAUACGAACGUAUAGGGUUCUCGAGCAAUACGAACAAUGAGAAAUAUACAGUGCAAAACGAGUCUAAUAAGUUGACUAUCGAGGAGAUGAACUCAUAUGAUAUGAAAGAGCAUGCUGCGAGCGUGUUCGGUCAGCGAGCCAAGAUUUAA
Molecule: messenger RNA, 1278 nt
Organism: Talaromyces stipitatus ATCC 10500
Lineage: Eukaryota; Fungi; Ascomycota; Eurotiomycetes; Eurotiales; Trichocomaceae
Product: salicylate hydroxylase, putative
Exons: 6
Coding region: 1-1278 (425 amino acids)
Molecular function (GO): FAD binding; monooxygenase activity
Source: RefSeq, a predicted model, not a curated record